AUGAGUUCUCUUGAGAAUCUCUUGUCACGCGUACUCCCUGAAAACAAAAAGUUCGAGCUUUUGCAUUUGCAAAGCCCCCCAAAAGAAAGCCACUCAGUUUUUGUCCAACAGCGCUCCGACUGCACGCAGACAGUUGUUAAGGUUCAACAUUUUUUUGGGCUGGGCGCUGAUGAGAAGAUCUUUUACAGCCUGGAAUUGUUUGUCUACUUGACAAUUGAGUCCUCAAAGGCUAUUGAGAAGCUUAUCUUCGUUUCAAAAGCAGACACUAACGGAUACUGCGACGAGAAAAUAUCUGUUAAAGACAUAACAACAGCGAUACUUGACUACAUUGUCACUUUGGACCCUUCACACUAUUUAUCUAAAGAAAUAAAAGUCUCGGGAACCUCACCAGGAUGCGGGCCUUCCAUUACGCGGUGCACAACUACAAAAAGAGCUUUGAAGAUACUAAAAGCAAGGCACGACAGCAAGAAGGGCGAUAACUGCCCAAACAGAGGCUUCUUCCGCAACAUUGAGGGCAAAGAUCCAGACUGGACCUGUAAAAUCUGCCUUUUUACAAGGUCUGAACCACAGUACCUCUUCUCGGAGUCCUCUCGUAAUCCUAAAAAGCAUAUUUUAUCCGGCGAGCAGUUACUUCGUUGGUGGCUUUCCGUCAUUGACAAGAUCCUAGUGAGACACUUUGACAGUGGCACAAAGGCUACAUUGCAGAUCCCGGGUGAAGAAGAAUCACGAACUCUUAGGUAUUUAAGCAACAACAAGGCUCCGUUUUGGAGGGUUGGCGAUAUAUUUAGCGGCAAAUCCAGUGAACUAGCUAUUUUCGCAAUCCCGGUUUUUCCAGACGACCCAAAAGGCCGUUUCUUGGAACAGGUUGUUGAAGAAAAUCGAGCCAAAAAGGUACGUCUAUCUGAUUUCUGGGUGGAGCUACAAGUCCAGCAGGAAUUUCGGCUGGGUUGCACGGUUUCUGUGAUUGGCGUGGACGGCCGAAUCCCUAAAAAGUGUUUUGGGCCCCACAACAAUGAAGUUAUAGUGAUGCCAAGCAAAAAAGUUUUCAGUAUAGUUAAAAGCUACAUUGUUGGGGAGCAAUAUGAUACAUCUGAGGGCGCUUAUGAGGCCUACGCAAAUCUACGGGAUUUCCUCCAUUUGCGGAUGCAAAGAAGUCUCUUAGAGAUUCGGGGCUGUCGCAAAAGCAGUGAGCCAGGUUCGAAAGGUACUGGUUCGGAUAGAAAUGCCCCAGUCCGUCCCCUGAAUACUUUGACAGUGCGUAGGAAGGUCAAGAAGUCAAUCUAG
Messenger RNA from Lachancea thermotolerans CBS 6340, 1284 nucleotides. It is a transcript of the gene RTT109, whose product is annotated as H3 histone acetyltransferase RTT109. Bases 1 to 1284 code for a protein of 427 amino acids. Gene Ontology annotation, biological process: DNA damage response. NCBI's taxonomy places the organism in Eukaryota, Fungi, Ascomycota, Saccharomycetes, Saccharomycetales, Saccharomycetaceae. The transcript has a single exon. Gene Ontology annotation, molecular function: histone H3K56 acetyltransferase activity. Gene Ontology annotation, cellular component: nucleus. The record is from RefSeq and is a predicted model, not a curated record.